Daucus carota subsp. sativus is the source of this 974-nucleotide messenger RNA. RefSeq lists its product as uncharacterized. The record is from RefSeq and is a predicted model, not a curated record. The transcript has 5 exons. Gene Ontology annotation, biological process: mitochondrial respiratory chain complex I assembly. The coding region runs from base 88 to 702 and encodes 204 amino acids. Gene Ontology annotation, cellular component: mitochondrial inner membrane. Lineage: Eukaryota; Viridiplantae; Streptophyta; Magnoliopsida; Apiales; Apiaceae.
ACGAUGGAGGUGCACAGAAAAACAAGAAGGACAAUAGUGUAAUCUCUCCGAAUUGCAUCCAGCAAUUUUGAUUUGCAUUUAGCAAUCAUGCUACAGAAAUCCAUUUAUUUCUCUUUGUGUGACAGCAAAACCCGCAGUAGAGUCCGAACCGGAGCAACCAAAAUCUCCGACCCGAAAAUGGCAGGUAGACAGAGAGCAGUGGCGACAUUGCCGACGCUAAUGCGAGCUCUGAAAACCAACAUCAACUCCCCAUCUUCCAAGCUCCCAAACACGCCCUUACCUUCUCUCCGUCGCGCUUUCUCUCUCUACGAUCAAAUCAAUCUCAUCGAUAACGUCCCCGAAGAUCAAUUACGCUUCCAAGGGUAUACUGAUACAGGGUUCACUGUAACUGGUAAGAAUUACGAAGGUAGUGUGCUCUGCAUAGGAAAUUUAAUAUUGUCCUGGACUCCAAAAACAUUUGCAGAUAUCACUGCUGAUAGCCUCUCCAUCUUCCAAACAGUGCGGCCUAUACCAGAAAUUCUGAUUAUUGGCUGUGGGAGAUAUAUACAACCAGUGAAUCCUGAAUUGCGGCAGUUUAUACGGUCUACUGGCAUGAAAUUGGAAGCAAUUGAUUCGAAAAAUGCCGCGUCAACAUAUAACAUCCUGAACGAGGAAGGCAGGAUUGUGGCUGCUGCUUUACUUCCAUACGGAGUUACUUCUUGAAGCUGAAAGCAAAUUCUGGAAGUUUGGUUGCCAAAUAGAUGUGCCGCUAUUAGCUUUGUUUUAAGUUGACCGGGAGUCAGUUUUUGUAUCUGAGCUUUAGUUGCUGUGUUUUAUUGAAGGACAUUAGGGUCCAGAUCCGAUGACCCACAUCUAAUGGAUCUUAGUUAAAUGUAUAGUUAAUAAAAUAUUUUUACAGUAAAAUACAUGAUGCUAAGCUGCUGGACCAGAGUCAAAAUUGCAUUAUUGAAAAAUAUUCUGGGUUUUUGCACGAA